Molecule: messenger RNA, 1703 nt
Organism: Ceraceosorus guamensis
Lineage: Eukaryota; Fungi; Basidiomycota; Exobasidiomycetes; Ceraceosorales; Ceraceosoraceae
Exons: 1
Coding region: 411-1397 (328 amino acids)
Biological process (GO): positive regulation of transcription by RNA polymerase II
Cellular component (GO): RNA polymerase II transcription regulator complex
Molecular function (GO): protein dimerization activity; DNA-binding transcription factor activity
Source: RefSeq, a predicted model, not a curated record
CUCAAACCGCUUUGAUCAAAUUUGCAUCGUCUACCAACGACCAAAGUACGCUUGAGUUCAACUCGCGGAAUCACAUCUCCGUCCCAUCAUCGAAGCAGCCGAUCCACUUCCGCCUCAUUUAGAGCCUCGAAGCGACGGUACACCAAGUCGAUCCCAGCACUGACGAGGUCCGGCACCAUCGUCAAAAGAACAUCUGCACGACAACUCGUUGAGAUCAACGAAUUGUUCUUGUUCUUCUCUUCACUCUCGCGCGCGUUUCACGUCGCUGCAUCUGAGCAGAGAUCUUCAACAAGCCAUCCAAUCACACUCGCCUGCCACUCGACAAGUGGACGCUCAUCACAUCGCUCCACGGACCUCGACUUCGCACCAAAAUACAUCUCUUCACCGACUCCCCUCAACCCAGAUCAACAAUGUCUGCACUUCCUGUCCCAUCUGGUCGCGACCGCAUCAACUCGAUUGCGAGCUCCAGCUCUUUCGAAGGCAACCUGACCCCAUCAUCUUUGGGCGCAAGCAAGGAUGCUCAACCCAUCGCCAAGAAGAAACGCUCUGGCGGUGGCAACAAGAAGGGGACCAGUGCCGAGCGGCGGGCCACUCACAAUGCUGUCGAGCGUGCUCGUCGCGAGACCCUCAAUACGCGGUUCCUCCAGCUUGCAGCCAACCUGCCAGCAACGGCAGCCGUUCGACGACCCUCCAAGUCUUUGAUCGUCAACAAGUCCUUGGCAUUCGUCGCAGAGUCUCUAGCCCGCGAGCCAAUGUACCGUGGCAAAAUCUUCGACCUGGCAGCCCAGAACGAGGCGUUGCGUCGUGAGGCUAACGAGCUUCGACGUCAAGUUGGUCUCGAGGUGCACUUUGAAGGGCCUGUCAACCUCGACCUGCCGGCCCCCAUGGCGGACGGCACGUUCGACACCGUCCGACGCGAGUGUAUUGCCAACUUGGUCGCCGAGGGUCAUGACUUCGCUGCAGCUGCAGAGUACGAUGACGACUUCAGCGGAUCUGACGGUGGACGCUUCGUCCCCGACAGCGCCGUCGACGUCAGUCCUUACCUCUCGGCGCAACGUUACCAUCCACCCGCAUACGGUCACGCUGUUGGCACGCCUUCGGACGACGGUCGGCCAAGCACAGGAUACUCCCACCGUCCCAGCACUGGCUACUCAUCGCUGCCACCCUCUGCGAUGGGGAUGCCCCAGUCUGCAUCCGGUCUCCCACCAGCUCCGUUCAGUGGCGCCCCUCAAUACAAUCCGAUCACACCCACAACGCAAGCCAUCUUCAAUCAGAUGCUUGGAUCACUUGACAUUCCACCCGAAGGCGCGCACCCUUACGACCAAUACGCGCCAGCUUACUCCAGCGAGAACGUCAACGAGGACCACCACUACAUGCAAGCUCAGCUUUCAACCUGAGUAUUGACCGUUGACAUUGUUCUUUUACCCAUUCUCCUUCGCUCGUCGCGUCCUUGCUCCUCACGUCGCACAGCUCGUCACACUCUCUUUGAUCCGAUCUUCCCAACCUGCUAACGAGGCGGAGUGAGUCGUGAAAGUCUGAUGUGUCUUCUUCUCACCGCGUUGCCUAGUCUCUUCGCCGUCCUACCAAAUACCCCUUUGAGGCUCCUGGUCUUGAGGGGUGUUGCGAGCUCUCCUUCCACCCCUGUACAUCAGUGUGUCUUGUUUUGGCUUGCAAUCUUAUCUCAUUCGCUCCCUCUACACUUG